AUGAAUAAAGUUAUUCAAUAUGGAGGAGUUGAACAAAUUCCUUUAUAUAAUUGCAGUGCAAUGUCUGCCGAAGCAUGGUCUGCAUCAUUCGGUGUUAAACGUCCGAUUCUUGGAAUCAUCAGUAUCACGUAUGGUAUUUUUAUGGUAUUUUUAUGGAAGUUUUAUUUGUUCCAUGUCUAUUUGUAAUCCUAGACAAUGAUUUAUUCCGAAUGUCCUGUUACAAAAUAAUGUUUGUGGUUGGUAUAGUUGACAUGUUGGCACUGUCAAUGAACUCUAUUUCAACUGGGCUACUUGCCUAUCAAGGAGCUGUGUUCUGUACUUAUCCAGUUUUCAUUUACUUUUUGGGCCUUGCUGGGCUUGGAUUGUGGUGCUGUUCAUGUUUUAUGAAUAUCUUGCUCCUAGUUAAUAGAACUAUGAACAUUGCAAACUCGUCCCUUUCCCGCUACUUUUUUGACGGGUAUCGAACUUAUAUAGCUCUACUUGCUCCAAUAAUUUAUGGCCUCUAUUUUGUUUUCUUCACACCAACCUGUAUGUUUUCCUCUCGGUACUAUGCCUGGUUCUACGAUCCAUUUAUUUUUCCUAACAUGACUUCACAGUAUACCAACAUUCCACAUGGAGUGAAUAAUCUGAUGAUAAUGUGCGGAACGUUUGUAUUUUACGGAUACAUUACGAUCCUUAUUUGGAAAGCGAGAAAAACUGGAAACUCGCACGACUUGAGUAGUCAGUCCUAUCAAAUUCUGUAUCAGUCGAUAGCUGUUUGUUUUAUCAAUCAAGUGUCAUCUAGUGUCUAUGUAAUAAUGAAUUUUGUCCUGGUUCCAGAAUGGAUUAUAGUUCUUGCACAACUACUAUGGCAACUUGAUCAUGGAAGCCCAGUUAUAAUCUACUUGACUAUGAAUCCAACAAUUCGUUCAAGAUUUUUCGAGAAAAUAAAAUGGCGAAUGAGAUGCACGUCGUCGGUGCAGCCAACAUCUGUUCGGAACGCAUCGUCGUAUAAAUUGUGAAU
Messenger RNA from Caenorhabditis elegans, 1003 nucleotides. The record is from the annotation of a RefSeq genome assembly. NCBI's taxonomy places the organism in Eukaryota, Metazoa, Nematoda, Chromadorea, Rhabditida, Rhabditidae.